Messenger RNA from Mirounga angustirostris (Northern elephant seal), 10331 nucleotides. It is a transcript of the gene TMTC3, whose product is annotated as transmembrane O-mannosyltransferase targeting cadherins 3. The coding region runs from base 338 to 3115 and encodes 925 amino acids. The record is from RefSeq and is a predicted model, not a curated record. Lineage: Eukaryota; Metazoa; Chordata; Mammalia; Carnivora; Phocidae. The transcript has 14 exons. Gene Ontology annotation, cellular component: endoplasmic reticulum. Gene Ontology annotation, molecular function: protein binding; mannosyltransferase activity. Gene Ontology annotation, biological process: protein O-linked glycosylation via mannose.
GGGUGGUGCCCUCUGUAAGAAGAAAAAGAAAGUUUUAGUUUUCUUUGCGCUCUGAAUUUACUCCGUACGGUGGAGUGGGGGCCGCACGGCCAAGAUCGUGGUUUCGGGGGAGUGAAGAAUGGAGAAGAGGACAUACUCUUCUCUGCCCGUCUUACCUGUAGCAGCAGAGCCUUCGCGGAUUGGAGGACUUGAAGAUGGAAGAGCUGGUAUAGAGUGAAGGCUCUAGAAAGGAGUGUUUAGCAUUUGCCCAGCCUGAUGCUGGGGUGGAGAGAGAAGGGGCCUCCGUACUCAGCAGCCUGGAUGCUGUCACUUUCUUGGUUACCGAAGAUGCCCUCGUAUGAAAGCGUUUCUCAGAUUUGUGGACAGGAUGGCUGAUAUUAACCUCAAAGAAAUAGCCUUAAUAGUAGGUGUGGUUACCGCCUGCUAUUGGAACAGCCUCUUCUGUGGUUUUGUUUUUGAUGAUGUUUCAGCAAUACUGGAUAAUAAAGACCUGCAUCCAUCUACACCUUUAAAAACUUUAUUUCAGAAUGACUUCUGGGGAACCCCUAUGUCUGAGGAGAGAAGCCACAAGUCUUACCGUCCCUUAACAGUAUUGACAUUUCGUUUAAAUUAUCUGUUUAGUGAACUGAAACCAAUGUCAUAUCAUCUUCUAAAUAUGAUUUUUCAUGCUGUGGUUAGUGUGAUAUUUCUUAAAGUUUGCAAACUUUUUCUGGACAACAGGAGUAGUAUGAUUGCUUCUUUACUUUUUGCAGUGCACCCAAUACACACAGAAGCAGUAACAGGUGUUGUAGGAAGAGCAGAACUUUUGUCCUCUAUCUUUUUUCUAGCUGCAUUUUUGUCAUAUACCAAAUCAAAAGGACCAGAUAAUUCCAUAGUAUGGACUCCAAUUGCCUUGACAGUGGUUUUAGUUGCUGUUGCAACGUUGUGUAAAGAACAAGGAAUAACAGUUGUGGGAAUUUGCUGUGUGUAUGAAGUAUUUAUUGCACAAGGGUAUACUUUGCCAUUAUUAUGGACUACUGUUGGACAGUUUUUCCGUGGAAAGAGUAGUAUUCCAUUUUCUAUGCUGCAGACACUAAUAAAACUCAUUGUUUUGAUGUUCAGUACACUAUUACUUGUUGUGAUUAGAGUCCAGGUUAUUCAGUCCCAACUUCCAGUAUUCACCAGGUUUGAUAACCCAGCUGCUGUAAGCCCAACUCCUACAAGGCAGCUAACUUUUAACUAUCUCCUUCCUUUGAAUGCUUGGCUUCUAUUAAAUCCUUCAGAACUCUGCUGUGAUUGGACCAUGGGAACAAUACCACUUAUAGAGUCAUUUCUAGAUAUUCGAAAUCUUGCAACAUUUACUUUCUUUUGCUUUUUGGGGGCGUUGGGAGUAUUCAGUCUCAGAUACCCUGGUGAUUCCUCCAAGACUGUUUUAAUGGCACUUUGUUUGAUGGCAUUACCAUUUAUUCCUGCAUCGAACCUUUUUUUCCCAGUUGGAUUUGUUGUUGCCGAGCGAGUAUUGUAUGUGCCUAGCAUGGGGUUCUGUAUUUUGGUAGCCCAUGGAUGGCAGAAAAUAUCAAACAAAAGUGUAUUAAAAAAGUUAUCCUGGGUUUGUCUGUCUAUGGUGAUAUUCACUCAUGCCUUAAAAACACUCCACAGAAAUUGGGAUUGGGAGUCUGAAUAUACAUUGUUUAUGUCAGCCUUGAAGGUAAAUAAAAAUAAUGCCAAAUUAUGGAAUAAUGUGGGUCAUGCUCUGGAAAAUGAAAAGAACUUUGAGAGAGCUUUGAAAUACUUCUUACAGGCUACCCAUGUUCAGCCAGAUGAUAUUGGUGCCCACAUGAAUGUAGGAAGAACUUACAAAAAUUUAAAUAGAACCAAAGAAGCUGAAGAAUCUUACAUGAUGGCUAAGUCACUGAUGCCCCAAAUUAUUCCUGGUAAAAAAUAUGCAGCCAGAAUUGCCCCUAACCACCUAAAUGUUUAUAUUAAUCUGGCCAAUCUUAUUCGAGCAAAUGAGUCCCGGCUGGAAGAAGCAGAUCAGCUGUACCGACAAGCUAUAAGCAUGAGACCUGACUUCAAGCAGGCUUAUAUUAGCAGAGGAGAAUUGCUUUUAAAAAUGAAUAAACCUCUCAAAGCAAAAGAAGCAUAUCUUAAAGCACUAGAGCUGGACAGAAAUAAUGCAGAUCUUUGGUACAACUUGGCAAUUGUUCAUAUUGAACUUAAAGAACCAAAUGAAGCCCUAAAAAAUUUUAAUCGUGCUUUAGAACUAAAUCCAAAGCAUAAACUAGCAUUAUUCAAUUCUGCUAUAUUAAUGCAAGAAUCAGGUGAGGUUAAACUCAGACCAGAAGCUAGAAAACGACUUCUAAGCUAUAUAAAUGAAGAGCCACAAGAUGCUAAUGGUUAUUUCAAUCUGGGAAUGCUUGCCAUGGAUGACAAAAAGGACAGUGAAGCAGAGAUGUGGAUGAAGAAAGCCAUAAAAUUACAAGCCGAUUUCAGAAGUGCUUUGUUUAAUUUGGCUCUCCUGUAUUCUCAGACAGCAAAGGAAUUAAUGGCUUUGCCAAUUUUGGAAGAGUUACUCAGACACUAUCCUGAUCAUAUCAAGGGUCUUAUCUUAAAGGGAGACAUUCUGAUGAAUCAAAAGAAAGAUAUACUUGGAGCAAAAAAAUGUUUUGAAAAAAUUUUGGAGAUGGAUCCAAGUAAUGUGCAAGGAAAACACAAUCUUUGUGUUGUUUAUUUUGAAGAGAAGGACUUACUAAAAGCUGAAAGAUGCCUGGUUGAAACAUUGGCAUUAGCACCACAUGAAGAAUAUAUUCAACGCCAUUUGAAUAUAGUCAGGGAUAAAAUUUCCUCAUCUGGUUUUGCAGAACAGCCAGUAUCCCCAGCUGGUAAGACUUCAGGUGUAGAAGGAGACAAAAUUCCAACUGAAAAUGUAAAAGAAGUAAGAAGUGAACCUAGACCUACACAGAUCAUAAAACCAAGUGAUAAUAAAAGUCAAUCUAAAUCCAAUAAACUAUUAGGAAAAAAUACAGACAAAGAGACCCCCCACAAAACAACAAAGGAAAUCAAAGAAAUUGAGAAGAAAAGAGUUGCUGCUUUAAAAAGACUAGAAGAGAUUGAACGUAUUUUAAAUGGUGAAUAGCAUUAUUUAUCAUGUCACAAUGUCCUCAAAGAAGUUCAGUCUAUCUUAUGUGAUUGCUUAUUCUGGGAGCUUUGAAAAAUAGCACGUAUACACGUAACAGUCUAUCAUGAGCUGCCUCUACAUAGGAUCAAAAUGCGAUUUUCAUUAAAGACCUAUCUUACCCCAGGGUAUGUAUUGUAUAAGAUAUGACAGUUUUCUGAGUUUUGGUGACUAUGGCAGAAAUAUUAAAUUACAGUUUGCAAAUUUAUAUCUUUUAUACGGAAGGAAGAUUUCUUCUGCAGAGUAAUCUUGACUACUCUCAAUUAAAAAUAAUCUGAAGCCUGAAUGAUAGUCCCUUGUGGGCAAAUUCAACAUAUGCUGGUUUAUUCUAUGAAUUUGCAUUUAUUAGUUGACUUCAUUACCUUCUGUUGGAAUCUGAUUAUGGAUUGAAAACGCUUAUGAACACAUUCUUUUUUCUUUGGUAAUUUCUGUUUAACCGAGGGACUUUGCACUACAAAAGAAUACUGGCUUCCUUUAUAUUGUAUUCUUUUGUUGAUUUUUAGAAGGAAAGCCAGAUGAAACUUCUUAAAAUAAGUCUUAUGACAUGUUAGCUUAAGAAUGUAUUUUCAUAAUUGUGUGCUUUGUCCUUAACUUUACUCUGAAAUGCAGCUUUUAAUCAGGUAAAGUUUUAAGUAUAAAGAUACAUAUACACAACGCACAUUUCUAAUGGUGCUCAUAUAUACUGUAUUUGUAUUUUUUUACAUGCUGAGAGUUCCACAGCAUGAACCACAUAAUCAUGACUAUCUUUGAAUUUUUACUCCCCAAACUAUUCAUGUUUAUUAGGAUCUUAGUCAUACUGAAAAGUCCCAGUAACUAUAACUUUAAACCUUUGAGUUAAAACAUAGUUUCUCUUUCAUCUUAGUGUUAUUUCUCUAGUGUUAUUUGAAUUUUAAUUGUUCCAGAAACACACCUUAAUCAUUCUUAGAUACCUUAAGCAACUAAAUUGAGUUCUGUUUAACUGAAGGCAAAACAAUAUGACAAAGUUUAUUUUUAAACACUAAGUUCUUGUUAUCUUCCUAUGGUGUAUAUUUUUAUUAAAUAUUUAUUUUGACUACUGAGCUUUCAUAAAAAUUUUAAAGCUGUUUAAAUUCCAUCAACUAUGGAAAACAAAUUUCUAUUACAUUUUCCUAUAUAUGCAUAUAUUACAAUUCAACCAAAAUUUCAUCAUUUUGGCCUGCUCCCCAGCUAUAAAAGGUAAUUAGCCUUGUAUAGGAUUAAUAGUCAGUUGGUUUUAGCAAAUUUAAACCUGAAAACUGUUAAGUUGAAGGGUAGACAUAAACUUAUUAAUUUAUCUCUGACUUUUUUUUAGUUAAAAUACAUUUCAGAUGAGUUUUAUAAUACCUGAUAAGUUGGUUUUAAUUUAAAAUGUUAAAGCUCAAGCUAUCAUCCUGGGAUAGUAACUAAUUUCUAAUUAUGCAGAAUUUCAAAAACUGUAUUUCUGUUCCUUUAACUAAUUUCUAAUUAUGUAUAUUUGAAAAAUCAUAUUACUGUAAGUUUUUAUAAAGAAAUAUUUUAUAAAUAGGUCACAAGGAAACAUGGUCUACAUUAAAGACCCACUCGUACUAGGUUCCCUGAGGUUGUGCCAUAAAUUAUUUUUUAGGCAAUUUAAAUCAAGCACUGACACCAAUCAUAGUUCAUUUUUGAUUUAGAGAUUCUGUUCAGCAUUAAAGCAAUAUCCAGUUUCAGUUUUUAAAUUACGGCUUUGUGACUCCAGAUAUAAGAUGGAGAAUACCUCAUAUACUAUGACUUGAAAAACGAAAUCUAUGUUAAUCUUAGGUUCUGUCCACAUAUCUUGAGAAAAAGUUUCUGAGUUUGAUCUCUUCUGUUAUACUAUCAAGUGAAGAUAAAUCAGAAAAGUAGAAGGGAAUCUUUCGUGACAGCAGAUCGUAAUAAACUUUGAGUAGUAUUUUAAUAAAAUUAUGUAACUAUUCAAAAGAUAAAAAAUAUAUUGUUAUCCAAUGACUUUUAUAGAAAAAAGAAUUGCUCCUUAUUUGCACUUAGAACAAUGCCUAUCAUGUAGGAAGUGCUCAUAUUUGAAUUUUAAAUAUUUUAUUUAAAUCCACCCUGAUUAGUAAUUUUUCCAAAUUAAUGUUCCUCAACCCUCACUUCAUAUUAGAAUCAUCUGGAGGACUCUUUAAUAUUGACCCCAACCCACAAUAAUUUAAUCUGAAUUUCUUAGGAAGGGAGCCAUGUGUCCAUUUUCUUAAAGUUCUCAGAGUGAUUCUAAUUUGUAGUCAGGGUUAAUGAUCACUGCUCUGAAUUAGUUCAAGGAAAUCCUCUUAUCUCUCCUAUACUAACUUUUUAAAUUACUAUCAUAAACCAGUAAGUUUUGAUGUUUUAAUGAAUAUGCUCUUCUGAUAACUAGUAUUUAUUUUACCUUAAGUACCAUCAAGCUUGUUUAUGUGAAAUUGAUUAUUCUCUUUAAACUCAUAGUAGAAAUUUUAUUCAAGCUGUUCAAAUGAAAAAAGGUAAUAGAUUUUUCCCUCCGCCUUGGAACUGCCUUUUGGGGGAGGUGAAUGGUAGGGACAUUUUAACCCAGCUCACUAACCUACAGUUCAGAGUUGUGAGCAUCUGUAUGUUUGGAAAAGAAAGCAUAUUAUUGCUUUGUGUGCUGGUAAAGGGAUGUAGUUUUGGUUCUCACUGUUUGCAAAAGAAUCUAUUCCCUAGGAGUUCUAGAAAAGCUUUGACAAUCCCCAAGGGGCAAUUAUAUUACUUUUUCACUACUUCUCAGAAGGAAGAAUUAAAUUUUUCUCUUACUGCUCCUAUAUGGAUUUCGUUAUUAACAUUCAGAAUUAGGAAUUUUAUCUUGAAAUUAUCCCAGUAAGUAAUUUCAUGAAGCUAAUGACUCAGAGGAUAAAACAAUUAUGUUUGCAAUUUUGUGUUUACUUUUAUGUAAAUAUUUAGUAUGUGAAUUACACAAUUCUAAUAAAACCUCAUGCCUUUUCAUUACAUCUAAUUUGAGCUCUCAACUUCAUGUUACAGAAUACUUCUUUGAAGAUGCUUUAAUGAAAACUAUUAUGAAAAUAUAUAGAUUUGUAUGUCAGUUUCUACUUCAGAAAUCCAUAUAUUUGUCAUAUUUAUUUUUUAAAAAACCUAAUUAUUUGCAUGACUAAAUGGUAUUUAAAAUGAACCCCCCAAAAUAUCUGGUACCUUUGUCCAAAAUUUUGUCUGUUAGGAGCUGUCAGCCAUCCAUGUUAAGGGUUUAUAAGAAAAUAGUUUAAAAUUAUAUGCAUUUUAUAUUACUGUCGUGUCUGUGUGUACCAUAUUUCUAAAUAUUCAGUAUAAAAUUGAUACUUUUAAAACCUUCACUUGAAUUGCCUUUUAGUGUUCAAAUGAAAAGUAAAAUAGUGUGUCAAGAGAUUUCUGCCUCCUAAAGGCAGAAGAGCUGGUGGAUAGUUUUAUUAGCAAUGAUCUGAGAAAGGCAUGUGUUAAAUUAGUUCCAACAGUGAUACAUUUUUAAUCCUUAAGUGACAGAAACUAAAGAAAAUGAGACAAUUAAAUUCAAACAUGGAAUUUUAUACACAUAAGUAGAAGUCACUGUAGUGAAAUAAUUAGGAGUCUAAGUUACGUAUCUGUCUGGAUUCAAAUCCUGGUUCCACCCUUACUAGUGUAGCUUAGGGGAAUUAUUUAACCUAUAAUUCCUUGGUGUGUGUGUGUGUGUGUAUCCUAUUGUGUGUGUGUAUAUAUAUAUAUACGCACACACAAUUGUAUAUAUUGUAUAUGUAUAUAAUAUAUAUUAUAUACACACACACACAAUAUAUCCUACUGUAUAAGCUGGCAGGUAUCUUUGUAACUAUAAAUAGUGCAUGCUCAACCAUGUACAUUGUAAAUAGCCUUUAUCAAACAUGUUUGACAAGGACCUUCAUUAACAUCACUUAGUAAAUUGUGAUAAACAAAAGCCAUGAUUUAUUUGAUGUUAUUGGCUUAAUUUUUUUUUCAUGUGGCACCAAGAAUGAAAUGGUUUACAGCUAUAACCAAGCUGUAGUACUGAUCUGUCCAUCCAGUGUUGUCUUUAUUUUGAUUGUGAUUUGGUAAUAUUUCAUUGUCAGAUUGGAAAACUGAAAGAAAAAAAACAGAAUGGUUUUAGUUUUGCUGAAGACUGACCUUAUUAAUGGACAGCUUUCCUAACAAGUGAUUAUUAGCUUUUAUCAGGUAUUAACAUCUGUUUCAGAACAUGGCAGUAUGUUUACAUGUCAGAAGUUUUGUUUAACUCUGACUUUUCUGAGUUGAUUUGUUUAAAUAAAUUCAGCAAAUGGAAAAUAUAUUUAUAUUAAAUAUAUUAAUAUAUUUAAAUUGUUUAGAAUAGUUCUUGGUAUAUAGUAAAUGAGAGAUGUUAAUUAUUAAUCUAAUCAUAGGGCUUUGGUAAGUAGUAAAUAAUAGAUGUUAAUCAUUAAUGUAAUCAUAAGGCUUAGGCUUGCAUUUGAUGCAUAUGAUUUGCUUUUAAAUGUGUUAGCAGAGAUAAUGUCAAUGAUGGUCAUAUAGCAAACAGAUUAUUAGAUAUUUAAUAUUAAUGCUUGUUCCUUAGCCAUCUAAGCCAAUAGGUAUAUAGAUAGCCUAAAAUAAAAUCUAUUUAUUGAAUAUUAAAUUUAUAAAUCGAAUAUAAUUAUUAAAAUGCAGAAAUGAGAACUCAGACACCUUAAAUCUAUAGUACCUUGUUCUUUUGCUAUUCACUGCCAUCAGGGAGGUAGCAUAAGAUAAAAUAUUAAUGCCUAAAAGUCUCUGAAGACUUGAUCUCAGGUAAAUUCAUGUCCUUUGGAAUCUCCUUUCUUCAUGACUAACAUUUCUGUGACUAUACCAAUGGAUAGCAUAUUUCCAAUCAAGUAGUAUUUUUUUUAAAGAUUUUAUUUAUUUGAGAGAGAGAGAACACAAGCAGGGGGAGCGGCAGAGGGAGCGGGAGAAGCAGACUCCCCACUGAGCAGGGACCCUGACGUGGGGCUCAAUCCCAGGACCCUGGGAUCAUGACCUGAGCCGAAGGCAGACACUUAACCAACUGAGCCACCCCGGCACCCCUCAAAUAGUAUUUUUAUUCUAUAAGAACCUGAUAACUUCAAUUUUUACCUUAAGCAGAAUACUCCUCACCAAACCAUUCUAGUUUGCCCUUUCUUAAAGAUUUUCAUGGUUAAAACUCAAGUCUUCUUUACUCCUUCCUUCCCCCAUUGCUUUAGUUUCUGGUAUUAGGGACGUCAUCUGAUUAAUCCAAACUAAACUACAAAUGAUAGGUGGUAGAUCUUGUUAGUCAUCUCAACAGUUAACUCAAGUGCAUCUCUUUCUUUGUAAGUUGCAAGCAGUACGGUGGGAGUUAUUUGAGGGAUGUAGAGUUUCUCCACCAUUCUGCCUAUCUAAGCAAAGAAUUGAGAGAGACCACAAAAAGGCUUUGUAACUGCAAGAAGGCCACUUCUGACCAGAGUCCUGUUUUUGAUGGGCACUGGCAGGCCAGGUAACUGCCUUUUGGGAGUGAAAUCAGAGUAAUCAAACUGUCAACACUAUUGGGCAUAAGUCCAAUUCUGCUAUCUGUAAAGUUAAUUCCUGGGCAUUGAGUAUACAGAUCUUGUUUGAUUUACAAUGGAAUUACAUACCAAUAAACCCAUUGUAAGUUGAAAAUACUGUUAUUUAAUACAUCUAAUGUACUGAUCUGGGAUCAAGUCCCACAUUAGGCUCCCUGCUCAGCGGGGAGUCUGCUUCUCACUCUGCCCCUCCUCCUACUCAUUCUGUCAAUUGCUCUCUUUCAAGUAAAUGAAAUCUUAAAAGAUUAAAGGACUAAUAUAUAGCAGUAGUUAAAAUGAAUGUAAAAUAAACCUAACAAGCUCUUAGAGUUCAAUUUUUUAUGUUUUAGUUAUAUUCAAUUAAGUUUUAUAUAAUACUUACUUAUUUUGAAUUAUAAAUAUAAGGUCCAAAAACAUUGUCUAUGAAACACUUGUAAAUAGAAAAGUCAAAGUAAGUCAGAAAGUCUUAAGCAAUCCUGGGUAGCAAUUUUAAUACAUGAAAAAACAGUUCAUGCCAAAAGAAAAGGGAAAAUGAAUGAUGAAUACUAGUAAAAGGAAUACUAGAAUAAGAAGAGAUGUCCAUCUUUUUUUUUUUUUUUUUAAGAUUUUAUUUAUUUUACAGAGAGCACAAGCAGGGGGAGCAGCAGAGGGAGAGAGAGAAACAGGUUCCCCAAUGAGCAGGGAGCCCAAUGCAGGGCUCUAUCCCAAGACCCUGGGAUCAUGACCUGAGCCGAAAGCAGAUGCUUAACCAACUGAGCCACACAGGCACCCCAGAAGAGACGUCCCAUCAUAAAUAUGUGUCAACGAUACAACCUAAAAAUAAGCAACAACAAAUAGUACAGGGAAAUAGAUAAAUCAGAAAUUAUAACUGGAGAUUUUAACAAAAUCCUCUGAGAGAAUAAUGGAUCAAGCAGAGAAAAAACCUGAAGACCUAAAUAACCUUGGAAGUAUUAAAUUUAUAUAGAUUUCACUUCACACAAUAUGCAUUAUUUCCUAGCACAUAAGGAAUAUUCACAAAAAUACUCUAUAUAUCAGACCAUAAAGGAAACCUAAGUAAAUUCCAAGACUAUACUCUUUGAUAAGAAUGCAAAUAUUCAUAGCAGCUUUAUUCACGGAACACAGACUGGAAACAACCCAAAUGCUCAUAAGCAUAUAAAUGGAUAAAUUGUGAUAUAUUCAAGCAAUGAAAUACUCUUCAGCAAUUAAAAAAAAAUGUACUUUUGAGCAAAAAGAAGCAUGCACAAAAGAGUACACUAUAUAUGAUUUCAUUUAUAUGAACUCCCAGAACAGACUAAUCUACUAUGGAUAUCUUUGCAGGAAUAAAGGAAGCCAAAGGAACUUUUUAGGGUGAUGGAAAUAUUCAUGGCCCAGUAAUUGCACUCUGAGGUUUAUUGACAAAAGAAAUACAUCUACAGGUGCACUAAAAGAUAUAAGAAUGUUCUUAGGGUUAAUUGUGUAAGCCCCAACCUUGAAGUAAUCAAAAUACUCAUGAAAUUGGGGCACCUGGGUGGCUCAGUUGGUUAAGCGUCUGCCUUUGGCUCAGGUCGUGAUCCCAGGGUCCUAGGAUUGAGCCCCGCAUCGGGCUCCCUGCUCAGGGGGGAGUCUGCUUCUCCCUCUGCCUCCCCUCCCCCUCCUGGCUUGUGCUCUCUCUCUCAAAUAAAUAAAUAAAAUCUUUAAAAAAAAAAAAAAAAAAA